This is a messenger RNA of Lineus longissimus, 3824 nucleotides long. RefSeq names its product centrosomal protein of 72 kDa-like. Lineage: Eukaryota; Metazoa; Nemertea; Pilidiophora; Heteronemertea; Lineidae. The coding region runs from base 45 to 1832 and encodes 595 amino acids. Gene Ontology annotation, molecular function: protein binding. The transcript has 14 exons. The record is from RefSeq and is a predicted model, not a curated record.
CACCCAAUUUCGGAGCCGGUCGGCGGUGGACUGUGUAUCACUGUAUGUGUUCAUGUGUUGUGGUUGUGCUACGACAGGAUGUGAGAUCGCUGACUCUUCCCGGUACCUACCAGGAGAAAAUAGGAGAGCUCGACACCUCCCUUAGACGAUUCUCUCGCCUCAAGCAGUUGGACUUGUCAAGGAAUUCAAUAACCUCACUAGAGGGCAUUGAACAUCUCAAGCUUCUUGAAAAUCUUAAUUUAUAUUAUAAUAAUAUUGAAAAUCUCAAGGAGCUUCACCGUUUACGUCACAACCAGAGCCUCACGGAAUUAGAUCUACGAUUGAACCCAGUGACAAGGAACGAGCCAGACUAUAGACUGUUUCUCAUUCAUAUGUUACCAAGUCUCCGGAAGCUAGACGAUCGGUCAGUUCGAGACAGCGAAAGAAAAGCUGCAUUAGUUCACUUUGCUACGGACCAGGCUGCGGAAUUCCACGACCGACAACCCACAGCGCCACCACAGCCAGAUAAACAUCCAAACGUGAGAGCGGAGUUUGUCAAGAACUUUACGCCCAAAACAGGAGCCUUAGACGAUGACGAUGUUGCCCUCCUGGACCUGAUUGCUCGCACAGGUGGCGACCUGAGCAAACCUCGUCCCAUCACUGGUUCAGCAGCCACGACAGCCGAGGCUGAAAAUUAUUCGACUGAACAAAUCCUAGACCUUGAGAGGAAGGAGACUGCUCAUAUCAAACAGGUGCACAGCCCACCGAGUAAAGACGGCCCACAGGAACAAGUGCCAUUAGACGACGAACCAGAAGACCAAGUUGUAGCCGCUUUACAGAAAAAGUAUCCAAACAUCCCAAAAGUCGCUCCAUCCCCAAAGAAGGACUACGUGACAGAAGAUCCCAAUUUGAAGUUCCAGGAUGAAAUAGAGGCCUACACGGCUUAUAAGACUCAGGGAAACUUCACCCCACAUCCUGACCCUGCUAGUGAGGAGAGCGGCCCGAAGACAAUCAAAGUUCAACGUAAAUCAUCACACCCGAAACCACCGAUGCCAUUCCAGCAGUUACCCGUGUCGAAUGGUGGCACGAACCAGUUCAAUGGGUUCGACCAAGCCUCUGACUUCAGACUGCCGAAAAAAGACCAUGAAGACUUUCUCUUCAAGUUAUGUGACUUGUGCGACAAAUACUGGAACGGGUCAAAAUCAUUACAUAAAAAUCAAAAGUUCAAAAGCCUGGCGUAUAUGCUGAUAGAGGAGAUGCUGCAGGACAGCGUCACCUUCCACGACGACGAGCUGGAGAACGCCCAGCAGCGGAUGGCGCGAUUGGCGCAGGAUAACGUCCGAUUGCGUGAGCAGAAGAAGCGGGAGAUGUUCAACGAGAGUCGCGAGCUUCAGGAUACGCUGAGUAAUGCUAGGAAAGAUGUGGAAAUGAUGAAAGGCAAACUACAAAAGGCUUUUGAAGACAAUCGCGUGCUGUCGUCCAAACUGCGGAGAUUCGAAUCUGGGUCACCAAGUCUGUGUAAGGCGGCAGAGUCGAUGACAACAUCCUCAGAUGAACUUGCGAGACAAAAUGAGCUUUUACAUCACGAAAUCGAGGUGUUAAAGAUCAGGCUUAAACAGUUCAACCAGAUGCAGGAGUUAUCGGCAAUGUUACAAGAAAGUCAUAAAUCCCUUGUCUCAACGAACGAGCACCUUUUAAAGGAGCUGGACGAUUCCCGUGAACGCCACCAGAAUGAAAUCGAACAAAUGACGUGGAGUUACGACCAGCUGAAGAAAACGGUCAGUUAUUUACCAAAUUCUACGACCGAAAAUUCAUCCGAGUUUCACAAUGGACACAUGAACGGUGAAGCUUGAGUUCAAGAUGGAGUUUGCUAUUUCGGACGUUUCAGUUCUUGACUGUUAUUGGAAGUGUAUUCCAAUGGAUUUAGGCAUACGCUGAACUAAUACAUGGCCACAGUGCUGCAAGCAGAGACGAGAAGGUUUCAUGAUAUUGGAAAUGUCCCCAUGAAAACAUCAGAUGUAUCACGAAGUGAGGGGGUGGUUCUCAGUAGGCCCGAGGCUUUCUCCAAAUGUUCAUUUUCAAAAAUACACUAUUCACAAUCACGUUACGCUGUGAAGUUUGGAUGUAGGAGUGUAUUUAUUUAAGAGGAUAGACUUGUAGGAUGUGCCUGUAUACUUUAGAGUGUAUGUGUUGCAUAGAUUUUAUGUUGACGAACUCUGGCGGCGGUAAGUGCCCUCAUAUUUCCUUGUCUGUUCUGGAGGCAGCUUUCAUGUAGUCUGUUCCGUCAGAAACUUUUUGCCAACUGAGGCUGUGCCAAUGACGUCAUGACAGAAAACUUUGCCAUUUCGGACUUUAAAUCUCCCUCACUGGCCCACAUGGUAAGCUUUGUUAUUGGCUCAAUAAUGUCGCUUGUGAAAUGUUGUGAUGUCACCCAUGACGUCAUCCACACGUCACACAAUUUGUAGGCGAUAAAAACAGGGUCAAGGACACAAAGUGAAGUCCAAAAUGGAUGAGUGAUUGACGUCACUUCACAACCUCUAUAGAAAUGUCGUGCUGGCAUGACAAAAUAAAGGUUCAAAGUAAAUUCAAAUUCAAUUCAGUUGUUCCUUGUAUAGGUACACUUAAUACCAGUAGUUCUUGAGGUAGACACUAGGUAGUGCUGCUUGUAGUGUAAUAAAAGAUUGGGUGCUUUAGAUCAAGAUAUUGCAAACUUUUAAUUCAUAGACAUCAUUGCCCAUUGAUGGUGGAGCAUACUACAUAAUUUUUAAGGUACCAACAACACAGAUGGAGAAUAGAAGGUGGCUGGGGUACCAACAGCUUUGUAAUAAUGCCCUUUCAAAUAAUAACACCGGUUCGUAAAGGAUGCUGGUAUGAUUUUACUGGGAGUGGGUAAAUACAUGUACAGUAGAACCUCUCUAUUGAGGACUUCCUCGGGUCUGACAGCUGACCUUAAUAGAGAGGUGUGCUGAUUAGAGAGGUCAAAUUGAAUGGAAACAAUUUGGGACCAAAAUGAGUGUCCUUAAUAGAGAGGUGUCUGCUUAGGGAGAUUCCACUGUGUUAGAAAAUGACCAAUUGAACAAAUGAUUGAUGAACUGGUUAAAUCACUUUGAAACCUAGGGGAGGCUUUGGUUUCAGCGCGUCAAUAAUCAAAACUAUGACUUGUGCUUGAAUGUACAUGUAUCAUUAUUGUUAGGCCCAGUAUUACUGUUACUACUAAGGUUGAUAGACCGUUAGAUAUUUUAUGAACAACUUCAAUAGCAUAGCAUUUUUGUGUCCAUGACAAAAUAUUGUGUCCAGAUUGGAAAAAAAACUUGUAAAUAAUAUUUGUGUUUGCCAACAUUCCAUUGAAAAUUAAGUUUGACUCUAAUACGGAUUAUCCCUAAAGCUGCUUACCUUUGAAAAACUUGAAACAGUGCUACUGCUGGGACAUGUAGACAGCUUGGUUCACCAUGUAUUUUGGACCGAUUGCCUAAUCGGGUGCAAAUCACCUUUCUGGAUGUACAUUACUUCCAAUCGGGAUGAAAAGGCAUUCUUAUCUCAAAUACGUCCAACCCUCACUUUUAUAACAGCAAGUCUGGUCAAGAGAGGUGUAAGUUCAGUAGAACUUGUUGAAGGGACUGGUGAGGUCUUUGAGCCUUGUUUGUGAGGAUAUGAAAAGUGACCUGCCCAAAACACGAGUAUCAUAACUUCAAUCUGAUGCCACAUCCUUGGUGAUUGUGCCUGAUCCAACGAAGAGUCUGCCUGUUAAGUGCAUCUGUUCUACUUCUUGUGAAUUGAAUGUGUAGUUUCACAAUGCUGUAAUAUAUUUGUCAAAAUCAUUAUGGAAUAAAUUUUUUUAUAAACUA